This is a messenger RNA of Drosophila serrata, 391 nucleotides long. RefSeq lists its product as uncharacterized. Lineage: Eukaryota; Metazoa; Arthropoda; Insecta; Diptera; Drosophilidae. The record is from RefSeq and is a predicted model, not a curated record.
GGCAACGCCGGGCUAGCUCAGGAGGCCCAGGGCUGGGUUCGACCCAAUGCCCGCAGUCCGCACAAUAAAAUAUCGGACAAUUCGGACUCUCGUCACUGACAAAACUACCAUCCCUAAACACAAAACAAAAGUAAACAAACGACAAAUAUACACUGACGACACUGCCGGAACAAAUUGGUGGCAUUGGUGUUAUCGCCACAACGCACCCACCCAUCCUGUGAUGCCUCCUGAGUGUCUCGGGGCAUCACCCAUCUCCGGCGGACCGGAGCCUAUUCCAGGCGGUCUGGCGACCGGCCCAUCUCCCCCCAGGUGGUAUUUCUCCACUCCCGGCGAGAGCGUGGCCCUAGCCAGGGAUGCGCUUGCGCUAAGGCUGCGCUGUUGGGGGACUUAA